ACGCAGUCUUUAGUUAGUAUGGAAUCACUGGGUGAAAUACGUUCACACUAGGUAUUACUUGAUAUUCUGAGACCAGGUCAUUUUCUCGCUUGCGGAAUGUUUAAAAAUAGUUAAAUACUCGCUGAUGAACAGUGGUAUAAAUUGCCUCGGACUUCAAUUGUCAGAUUGAACAAGAUUUAAAUCAUAUUUGGAGAAGAUUUCCGCGCGAAAAAAAGAAUUUUCCUAAUUAUGGCUUCGAAAAUGACUCUUUCCCAGGCCUUAGGGACGGAUGGAAGCGACUAUAAUCAUAGGCAAAAAAUUGCAACACACUACCUAAUUAGCGCAACAAAUAAAUCAAGACUGAAGUAUUGUAUAUUUUUUCACUAUUUAUUAUUUUUUGUCAUGCUUGCCAAACUUUCUGCUGAUAUAUUAGAUUACCUAGACAUAUUCAUCUUAGAAGUAGAAGAACUACAAAUACCACAGCCAUUAUGGUGGGAAUACAUAUGGUGCACUAGUUUAUUAUUAUCUUUUCUUGCUCUGUCAGCAAUUAAAAAAAAUAACGUUAAAACAUUGCAGAGAUACAUGAUAGGUAUCAUUUUACUAGGUUACGGUCCAUUGAUAUAUGCCAUCGUGUAUUACUUUAAGGAUGUCUGGACGUACUUAACUUUAGGAUCCGAAGAUAUUUAUUUGUGGCAGAGUUUACCAUAUGGCGUACUUUGGUAUGCAUUUAUCCUUUUAGCCUCACAAGUUCAUUGUUUCUCUUUAUAUUUUUCUUGGAAUUUGUUGGUUGCCUGGAAAACACGGAGUGCUAAAAAAAUGGAUUAAACUCAAUAGACUAAGCCCUUAUUAAAUUUGAUAAAUUUAUAUAAUUACAGAUAUAUUUCAGAAUGUGAGUAUUCAUAUAUGGUUUAUUUUAAAAACAAAAAUAUAUAAUUGUUAUUAAAAAAUAG
Messenger RNA from Camponotus floridanus (Florida carpenter ant), 929 nucleotides. It is a transcript of the gene jagn, whose product is annotated as protein jagunal. Gene Ontology annotation, cellular component: endoplasmic reticulum membrane. Gene Ontology annotation, biological process: vesicle-mediated transport; endoplasmic reticulum organization. Bases 229 to 804 code for a protein of 191 amino acids. The transcript is spliced from 4 exons. The record is from RefSeq and is a predicted model, not a curated record. Lineage: Eukaryota; Metazoa; Arthropoda; Insecta; Hymenoptera; Formicidae.